CGACCCCUCAUUUACGUCCCUAUCUCAAGAAUUAAUGAACUGAAGAACGUACCACUGAGGGUUUCAUUCUCCGCUUGCUCCGGUUUCUUACAGGUUACGAAACAAUAAUCUUCCUCUUAACCUUCUCUUCCACAUUUUCGUUUCCGAUCAACGAGUACCGACCGGAAGAAAACCAGAAAAAGUGCAGGAAAUCGCAAGUAAAUUCACAUUUGGAUUUUGCAAGUGAUUUGUACUGAAAAGAGGUCUCCAGAUGCAAUCGCAGGAGAAACCUCCGACAGAGCCUACAGAAAUGCAGCCGCAAAAUAGUAGAAUUUUGCCGCUCUCAGGCAAACCCUACCAUGGCGUUAUUCUUUCUAAGUCGCAUGUCGCUCCCAUAUGUAAUAUGUUCAUGCCAGCCAAAUUUCAUUCUGUUUUACCUGCUAUUAUGAUCCCUGCGGUUCUUUACUGUGAGGGAAAGAAAUGGAAGAUCGAUUAUUAUGGGAAUCGACGCGGUAAAGCCCUUGACACGAAACAGUGGAGGAAAUUUGUUAAUGAUAAUCAUCUCAAGUGUGGAGAUGCUUGUGUAUUUGAGCUAAUAGAAUGCAGCAGCAGCGUAAUCAAGUUCAGAGUUCAAAUUCUCAGAGGCGACAUCCCUUUUGAGCUGCACGAAAAGUUCAGCGGGGAAUCUAGAAACACUCCUAUACUCAUUGACUAGCUAGCCCCUUCUGUGGUCUCUUAGUGUUCAGUAGUUCGAACUUGUCGACAGCAUAUAUGGUUUGGAAUCGGACGACCUGUUUGAUAACCGUAAGUGGAUAUGUAUGUUUAUCACUAAUGCCUAUGUCUUAGUCAGGUACUUUAGUAGGGAGAAGGAACUGGUUCAUUAAGGAGAGGUUAGCACUCUCAAAUUCGCUGAAGUUUGAAUAUUACAUUGUCGUUCGUGGUA
Messenger RNA from Cucurbita pepo subsp. pepo (vegetable marrow), 922 nucleotides. Its product is annotated as B3 domain-containing protein Os04g0386900. The record is from RefSeq and is a predicted model, not a curated record. Gene Ontology annotation, molecular function: DNA binding. NCBI's taxonomy places the organism in Eukaryota, Viridiplantae, Streptophyta, Magnoliopsida, Cucurbitales, Cucurbitaceae.